AUGGGAAGAAUGAAUGCCUUACCAAAAAAAUAUACGGGAAGAAUGAAGAGUUGCCUGAGCGAAUUUCCGGACGAAAUCCUCCAGGAGAUUAUUUCACAUUUGUCGAUAACUGAAGCAGCCGCAACAAGUGUACUCGCGGCUAGAUGGAGACAUCUAUGGAAAACCGUUGAUUAUCCAAUUUUCGACAUUGCUCUUCCACAUUUAAUCUCCAAACACGCUACAUCAUUCGAACAACAAAGAAUUUUCAGUUUAGCAUCGGCAAUCUUGGAUCAGCAUCACGGCUCAACUAUACAUGAACUCAGAAUUGGAUUUCCUAACUCCUGCUUCGGGAUCUCAGUUGAUAUGGUCCCAUUCUUUUGUUGUUGGAUUAACACAGCUUUUCAAAGAAGAGUUCGAAAACUUGUUAUAGACUUGCCAGUAACUAUUCGUAAUCCUAUUAAUUCAAAUUUGCUUCCUUCUAACUUCACCUCUCUCGUCUCUCUUAAACUCAGAGGUUUCAUAUAUGUUUUAUCUCACACAUUGAUUGACUACUUUUUGUCUAAUUGUCCUUUUUUACAAGAAUUGUACGUGCAUCGACUUAUUGGUUUGGAGAACCUGAUAAUUUGUGCUCCGAACCUAAAACACUUUACUUUUAGCCAUUCAUACGUCGAUUAUCUAGAAAUUUCAGCACCGAAGCUCGUAUCCUUCGAGUUUAGACACGAUUCUAAGCCACUCAUCUGCUUCAAAAUGGUUCCGUCUCUUAAGCAUGUGUCUUUGGAGGGAUGCACGUCUUAUGCGAAUCUUCAAAGUAAAAAUAUAAAGGAUACACUGUCUCAGCUUGACUCGCUUGCAUUGACACUAUGUUAUUCUUUAAAUAUAACUCGUAGCCGUCCUAUCACAAAUUUUCCUAUGCUAAAAAAUCUCAAGCAGUUGAAGCUCUCAAAAUUUUACUAUACUGAUUUCGGCUACAUGCUUAUUCCAUUGCUGCAAGUUUCGCCGGGAUUGCUUAAAUUAUCGCUCAUCAAUUUCCGAAAAUCAUUUGAUCGGAGGAAAUCAGCGCUGAAUUGCUUUGCUAUGUGUUCACAUCGUCAUCAAUGUCUUGAGGUGGUGGAAAUAGUCGGAUUUCAAGGUUUAAACGAGGAGAUAGAAUUCGCCUGCUACUUAACUUGCUUUGCUGCGGCUUCAAUCAAAAAGAUAAUAGUACAUGCUGACAGCUCAAAGGGGUUGCUUCAGUUCAGGCGUAGGCUACCUUCAGCGGUGGCUUUGGUGUUAUCGUCAUAA
Mercurialis annua (annual mercury) is the source of this 1260-nucleotide messenger RNA. RefSeq names its product putative F-box/FBD/LRR-repeat protein At3g49030. NCBI's taxonomy places the organism in Eukaryota, Viridiplantae, Streptophyta, Magnoliopsida, Malpighiales, Euphorbiaceae. Gene Ontology annotation, molecular function: protein binding. The record is from RefSeq and is a predicted model, not a curated record. The coding region runs from base 1 to 1260 and encodes 419 amino acids. The transcript has a single exon.